CCGCACCAUCACCAUGCUUGCGGAGGUCCUCCUCGUCCUCGGCGGCUACCCCUCAUCACUCAUCACACCUGACGGGGUCGCGCCCGCUCUCGCGGAGCACCUGCAUCCAGGUGAGGUCGCCGCGCUUACGACGCUGGGGCGCCUGGCUGGGGACUACCGUCGCGUCCGCGAUUGGUCCAACGCAACGCAAGGCGCGGCGCGCGCCGCUGUGCUCAAGACACCGGAGGGAGGGAAGGAGCCAGGACAGUACGUUGCUGUCCUGGCCGGUGCGGUCCGCGGCGUCCUCGACGAGUACACCGACUUGCUUGUGGAAACGGAAGCGCGCAUCCUCGCCAACGACAACAGCAUUGUACAGCCCUUUGAUUCAGGCGCAUAUGUCCCGCUUUCCCUCCUCCUCGCCACCUUCGAUGAGUGGCACGCCCCACUUGUCUCUCUCGCCGCCCUCGUCCACUCCCUCCCACCAACACCGGGCGAACUCCUCACACACCUCACCACGCUUUCCUCCUCCGGCGACCCUUCUUUACGAAGGAUAUACACCACCCUCCUGAGCGCCGUGUGGCAACUCUUCCUAUCUCACCUCUGCCUUUUCCUCCUCGAUGGGCUUGCGCCUGACACAUCAUCUCCCUCCGUUCCAGCGCUCGGACUCGACGCCGGUGCCGACCCACCGCACCGCCUGUACAAACUCAAUUUGGAGCUCCUUCCCAUCUGCGUUGGGGCCAGCGCGCGCGAGAGCAUGCUCUACGUUGGCAGGGUUGCCGCGACUUUGAAGCGCGAGGGACGCGCGCUGCCACGAGCUGUCACAGAACCCGCUCGUCAGCGAGUCAUGACAGUUGAACCGGAAGGUCUGGACAUGGCGCUGCAGCGUGUACGCGCCGACGUCGGCGAGUGGUUAUGGACCCACAUUCUCACGGGACAGCAGGUGGCUGACGCAAUUGAGAGCUUCGCGAACUACUUCCUGACACGCGAAGCCGAUUUUGCACUCAACGUUAUCCGCGAGAUUGGACGGUUGCGGCACGACCGCUUGGUCACGGCAAACCCUACGAGCUCUUCCUCUGUCAUCCGACCACACGAUCUGGAUCUUGCGCUGCUCCGCGCCUCGGUCGGCACGGAUGUCGAGCGAGACAAGGGUCUCGAGGCAUUGCACUGGGCUAUGCCUCUCGGUCCAUUGAAACCGUCCUCGCUCCUUACGCCAGCCAAGUCUGACGAUGUGCGCAGCCUUUUCGCACCCGCCCUCCUCGGUGCGCCGAUUCAUCUUACCGCCACUGUUUCCUGGCCACUCAACCUGUUCAUGACCCCGCCAGCGCUGGCGGCGUACGGCGAAAUACACGCGUACCUUCUCGCAUUGCGGGACACGCACUUACGCGUGCUGGACGUGUGGACGGCGCUGGGUCAUGCGCAACGGCGGAGAAGAGUAUACACUGGUACUCACGAGGGAGGCGCCGACGCGCGGGAGCAAGCGCGGCGGAGCGCCCUCGCCCGCGCCGGAUGGGGGUUAGUGCGAGGCAUGCUGUUCGUUCUCGACCAGCUGCUGUCCCACUUUAUGGUCGACAUCGUAGGAGCGCAGCACCGCCGCCUCCUCGAAUCGCUCGGGGACGGCGGGGCGCCCGGACGCGGUGCACAGUAUCUCGAUUUCCUCACGUUGCGGCAAAUGCACGCCCGCCACCUGGCAUUCCUCCGCGAAGGCCUCCUCAUUGCCGACCGCGAAAGCGCUGUACUUGUUCGCGACCUUCUCGACACGUGCAAGCGCUUCUGCGGGCUUGUGGAACGUUGGGGCGGCGACGUGCUCCCAGAGCUUCUCUCUGAUGAAGAAGGGGACGUGGUCGGCGAGCGCGCCAAAGCAGUCGAUGAGGUCAACGAGACACUCCUGGACUUGGUCACUGACCUCUUCCGCCUACUGCUUGAGUCGCAAGCGCCCCCCGUCGUCGACACAAGUAUGAGUGGCAGCGCGAGCGGGACGGGCUCGGUGUCCACGCGUGCGAGUAUUUCGAGGGCCAGUCUCAGCCGCCGCGUCGGACCCAUGAGCAAGAGCCGAGUCGACGAUGGCGAGGCGGCAGGGCGGCAUGUUGAGCAGCUGCUCCUCCGCCUCGACUUCAACGGCGUGCUAACAGCGUGGCAGGAGGGGAGGGUGGGGAGCGUCUUGGCAGGGUUAGACUAGAUAGCGAGGUCAGCUCUAUUUGUAUGCAUAUGUACAACUGUC
Molecule: messenger RNA, 2197 nt
Organism: Cutaneotrichosporon oleaginosum
Lineage: Eukaryota; Fungi; Basidiomycota; Tremellomycetes; Trichosporonales; Trichosporonaceae
Biological process (GO): mitotic cell cycle; meiotic cell cycle; cytoplasmic microtubule organization
Cellular component (GO): gamma-tubulin complex; spindle pole; centrosome
Molecular function (GO): gamma-tubulin binding; microtubule minus-end binding
Source: RefSeq, a predicted model, not a curated record